GUUUUGAGGCCCAAUAUUUGUCAACGCCCAGGUAAUACAUUAGACUGAGACUGGUGUGUCACUUUGUCACUCAACAAGGAUGCAUGAAGACAAAGAGGGCAGGGCCCGGAAAGCCUGGGAUGCUGCUCGGGAAACACCGAUUAUCGCAGAUGAGCUGCAACCUAGCAAGUUCUUGAACUUCAUCCAAAUCAUUACAUGCACUAUUGUGGGAAUCUUAGUGUUCGGUCUCGCCUUCUUAAGCAAAACAUCUCUGUUGCUGUUGAUAAACCUCUGCAGCAAAUCAUCAAAGACCAUCGAAACCAAACCGUACGCUUUCCUGUUCAUUGGGUGCCUUCUCAUUGCUCCAAGUGUUUUACUGCUGAUCAAAAGCGUUUGGAAAAUUACUUUUAAGGAUUCCAAAACCCCUUCGACGCAGACUUUGCUAUGGAUUAUUUCUGUGGAAACUUUGGUGGCUCUUGGAUCUUCCGUCCUUACCCUGGUCACAAUGCCCCAAUUUGACAUCCUGACCAACGUGAUGCUUCUGAACGGCAUUGCCACGUUAUCAGCCAUAUUUCAGGUGGUGGCGAACGCAGUCGCGCAUGGAAGGAGGAGAUUUAUUGCGACGUCUUUAGCUGCUGUCAUCUUCCUAAUUACAGGUUUUUGCCUCUUCGCUGUUAACUACAUGGAACAGCAACCUGAUAAACAGAGCAUGGCACUAUUUGUGGGUUUGGCAAUAGGAGGCACUAUCUUGGUCUCUUUGAACUGGUGGGAGAACUACGCCAUGCUUUUCAAAAUCGUCUUCUUCCAGAACACAAUCCGGGACAUUGAAAAAUCCCACAACUUCGUGAACAUUGUGGCUAGUUUGGUGCGAAUCAUCGUGACAUCCUCUGUCCUUGGAGCGUAUGUGCCGCUCUCAAAGCAGAAGUGGUCAUCAGUGCUGUCGGUCACAAGCUUCACUGAAACCCUUGUCUUGAGCCUCUUUGCUAUUCAGGUGAUAGCUUCAGUUUUGUGUCGCUACAUGGCCGUGGUUGCUUGCAAAAUGCAUGCUGUGCGCCGCAGCUUCUUCCUUCCAAUGAUCUUCGCAUCUCCGGCCACUUUGGUUGCCUUCGUGCUGGCCAUCUGGAUUCCCUUUUUGACUGUCAAUCAACAGAACAAAAUCUCAUUUUUUGAAUACUGUAGCACCAUUCAGACCAUAGAAGGCUCAGGGCCGAGCGCUUUGAAGCUGAUGCUGAAGGAUUUAACUCGUAACUUGUGCCACCACAUGUCAUACAAGGAGACUUCAUUGGGUUUUGGUCUGCUUGGAUCGUCUUUAAUAAGCUGGUGGAUCGGCCUUGUGCUCUGCACGCUCUAUAUCUGGUUCUUGAACACAGAACGCAUUGCCAGGACUAAAGACCUGUUUGUGCGCAACUUUUACGAAGCAGCGUUUAUUGACCAGUCCAUGCUUCUGAACUCCAAGUUCGAGAUUUCUCUUCAGUCAAGGCUUAACAGGGAAAAAGAGCUGGUGACCAUCUACCUCUGUGCAACCAUGUGGCAUGAGACUGCAGAUGAAAUGAUGAAAAUGAUCAUCUCAAUGUUCAGACUGGACAAAUUCCGCCCAAAGAAAAACCAAUUUAAUGAUGUUGUUUUUGAGUCUCACAUUUAUUUUGAUGAUGCUUUUCUGACCAAAGACAACAAACGGUGUGUCAACGAGUAUGCCGAGACCCUGGUGAAAGUCAUCAGAGAAGUUUAUGUACUAUUCACAGAGGAUAGCAAAAGUGUAUUUAGGAACCAAAAACCUCUUCCUGACCAGAAAAUCUUCCAGACACCGUAUGGCUGCCGUCUGCAGUACAUCCUUCCUCACGGCAACACACUGUUUGUUCACUUCAAAGACAAACACCAGAUUCGCCACAAAAAGAGAUGGUCUCAGAUCAUGUAUAUGUACUACCUUCUUGGCUGGAGGCUGCACAAGAAAUACUAUCAGAUGUACAUGGAAGGAGAUGAGCAUCUGACACAUAUUAAAGACCAAUUGAAUAAAGCCAAAGAGAACACAUACAUUCUGGCUCUGGAUGGAGACACAGACUUCCAACCUUCAGCUGUCAUGCUUUUAGUGGAUCGGCUCAGGUUGUAUCCUGAAGUGGGAGCUGCUUGUGGGAGGAUUCAUCCCACUGGCACUGGCCCGAUGGUAUGGUAUCAGAAGUUUGAGUAUGCUGUGGGUCACUGGCUCCAGAAGACAGCGGAGCAUGUGUUCGGGUCUGUGCUGUGCAGCCCGGGGUGUUUCAGCCUGAUGCGUGCAGAAGCACUCAUGAGUGACAACGUCAUGAAGAGAUAUACAACAAAAGCAACUGAGGCGUCCCAUUAUCUACAGUAUGACCAGGGUGAAGACCGCUGGCUGUGCACACUGCUUCUGCAACAGGGAUGGCGAGUAGAAUACAACGCUGCCUCUGACUCGUACACUAACGCUCCACAGGAGUUCAAGGAGUUUUACAACCAACGGAGGCGCUGGGGCCCAUCCACCAUGGCCAACACGCUGGACCUUCUUUCCAGUGGCAGCGUCACUGCACGCAUGAACAAGUCUAUAUCACGACCUUACAUUCUCUACCAGACUAUCACCAUGGCCUCCUCGAUCUUAGGGCCAGCUACGGUCUGCCUCAUGAUUGCAGGAAGCUUUAAAUUCGUCUUCAAAAUAGAUGCCAACGUUGCUCUUGUGAUGGCGAUCGUUCCUCCUGCGAUCUACAUGAUUCUCUGCUAUUAUCUCGGGCAAGCAAAAUCAGACUUACAAAUCAACAUCGCUGCCAUGUUAAGUAUAAUCUAUGCUUUUCUGAUGACAGCAACCAUCUUAUCUAUUGUAGGGGACCUUGUAGUCCAGCAGACGUUCAUGUCUCCAGGUGGAUUGUUCUUUAUUGGCAUAAGCGUCAUAUAUGUUACCACGGCUCUUCUUCAUCCUCACGAGUUUCAUCUUAUCACCUUUGGAAUCCUUUAUGUCAUCUGCAUCCCCAGUGGCUACUUGCUGCUGGCAAUUUACUCCAUGGUCAACAUGAACAACGUGUCAUGGGGCACACGUGAAUCUGCUUCUCAAACCACUGGAUCUGAGGAAAACCUCCAGAAAAAUGUCAAGUGCCAGAAGAUGUUCAAAAUAUGUGGUUACAACUUGGAGUUUCAGGUGAACAAAGAAGAAGCGGUGAUGUGCGCAGUACCAGAAAAUGCACCUCAAGCCACACUGUUGUCUGCCGUUCAAUGCAAAGAGUCCACCCUGCCUAAAGAAAAACCUUUCAUUGAGAACUUUUUUAUUCAGCAGUUGUCAGAAAGAUCUAGUGAACUGGCCCUUAUCGAGCACAGAUUCGAUUUGAAAGAAGAAACAUUUUGGGUGGACCUAAUUGAACAAUACCUAAAACCACUGGAAAGUGAUAAAAAAAAGGAGGAAAAAGUCAAAGCAGAUCUGAAAACUUUACGCAACAAGGCAACUUUUGUGUUUUUUAUCUGUAACGCCUUGUGGUUGGUGGCAACGUUCUUUCUGCAAGCCAUUGGCACCGCAGUGAGCAUCACCAUCCCAAAAGUCUUUGCCAAUGGAACUGUUGACCCCGAUGGGAAGCUUUAUAUUGAUCCUAUUGGAUUGAUGUUCCUCAUAGGUUUUGCUGGCCUCCUUAUAGUCCAGUUUUUGGCAAUGCUAUGGCACAGAAUCCAGACUUUAAUCCACUUCAUUGCUUACACUGGGACCGAGUCCGUGGUUAACAGAAAGGUGCGAAAGCUCUCUCUAGCACUCGUCACUGAGAGUAUUGAUGAAAAUAAUUUUCUUUAGGAGGAAAUGAAACUGGGUAAAAGCCAAAUGAACUGUGAUGGGAAACUUGGAACCUGGAAAACCGAAGAAUCCUUAAACUAUACAAUAACUGCUUAUUGGGAUUGAAAGGAUUUUUUUAAUCACUGUUUACAGUUAUUUGUUGCUUCUUCUUCUUCUUUAUUAUUAUUAUUAUUAUUAUUAAUUAUUAUUAUUAUUAUUAUUAUUAUUAUUUUGUUGUUAUAAAAAUAUUUAUUAACAAUGUGCUGUUUCUCCUACGAAUGAGCCAUGUAUAAUCUAUGUAUAAUCUAUGUAUAAUCUAUGUACCUAUAUAUAUAUAUUUAUUUCUGUUUCAAGGUGGAUCUGAGCCAUUUUGUUCGAAGACAAAAUGAGCGUAACUUGUUAAAUGACUGACAGAUCAUUAAUAAAAUUUAUUUAUGACAUACACCGUUUUCAGACAAAAUAAUUUACUACGUCAUUGCAUACAUUUUAUUACAUAAAUAAAUGUUACUUUAUUUAAUCUCUGUUUAAAUGUGAAUGUAAUUUGCCGUAGACCUAAAAGUUGUAAAUUCUA
This is a messenger RNA of Silurus meridionalis, 4304 nucleotides long. RefSeq names its product chitin synthase chs-2-like. Lineage: Eukaryota; Metazoa; Chordata; Actinopteri; Siluriformes; Siluridae. The record is from RefSeq and is a predicted model, not a curated record. Gene Ontology annotation, cellular component: cell periphery; cell septum. The coding region runs from base 80 to 3754 and encodes 1224 amino acids. The transcript has 20 exons. Gene Ontology annotation, molecular function: chitin synthase activity.